AUGGUUCAGAUCAAUGUCCGCGACAGGAAGGGUAACACACCACUGCACUUGGCGCUGGAAAACGGCAACUUGUGGGUGACUUUAAUACUGCUAAAAAAAGGCGCCGAUGUGAAUUCGGCCAACGAAGAAGGAUCGACACCUCUGCACUUAAUUUGCCAGAGAGUCGAAAAAGAUAAGUUGAUAGAGUCGUUUUUCAAGGUCACCGACGAAAAUCGUCAAACGGUUCAGGUCAAUGUCCGCGACAGGAAGGGUAACACACCACUGCACUUGACUCUGAAAAACACUCUGAAAAACACCAACAUGCGGGCGUCUGAAAUAUUGCUGGAAAGAGGCGCCGAUUUGAAUUCGGUCAACGAGGAAGGAUCGACACCUCUGCACAUUAUGUGCCGGGAUAAUCGCUUGGACUUGCUGAAGUUAUUCUUCAAGAUCGUCGAUAAGCACAGAAAGGCAGUUCAGGUCAAUGUCCGCGACAGGAAGGGUAACACACCACUGCACUUGACUCUGAAAAACAGUAACAUAUGGGCGUCUGAAAUAUUGCUGGAAAGAGGCGCCGAUUUGAAUUCGGUCAACGAGGAAGGAUCGACACCACUGCAUAUUAUUUGCCGGCAACCCCAAGAUGACCUUUUAGUUGAAAAAUUCCUCGCUAUCAACGCCAGAUUAGGUAAGCCGGUGCAGAUCAACGCCGUGGACUGUGUGGGUCAGACACCGCUGCAAUGGGCCGUAGCGAAUCUCAUGCUGUGUACAAUCGAUACACUCUUGGAUCAUGGGGCCGAUCUGUCUAAAUUGGGACUGGCGUCUAGAGCUCUUCUCGUCGUUGAAAGUCUUGAGAAAAGAGGAUACGAGCUGAAUUCAAGUGAAGUCUUGACGAUCAUGAAAUUUUUCGCCAAGGAGGGAUUAUUCGUCAAGUCAGUGAAUCCUAACGUAAAUUUGUCCGUAAAAAAUUACUUCGUGCAACACAUGAAAAAGACGAUGAUAAAAGAGCAGAUGUCGGUCUACGAUUUAAUUCAGUUGAGACCAGAAGAGGCGGCGAAACAGCUCACAUACGCGGACUAUUACAAGUUCGUGCAAACGCUGUAUUCGUUCUGGGAGUUGAUACACAAACGAUUACCACUUGAGAUCUGUGAAAUGUUCCUUGAGGAUCUGACGAACGAAAGUUUUUAUCAUAUUUGCUUGGCAGCUUCAAUACUUCGAGAAGAACAUGUAUGA
Molecule: messenger RNA, 1206 nt
Organism: Trichogramma pretiosum
Lineage: Eukaryota; Metazoa; Arthropoda; Insecta; Hymenoptera; Trichogrammatidae
Product: ankyrin repeat, PH and SEC7 domain containing protein secG-like
Exons: 3
Coding region: 1-1206 (401 amino acids)
Biological process (GO): positive regulation of transcription by RNA polymerase II
Cellular component (GO): nucleus
Molecular function (GO): protein binding; transcription cis-regulatory region binding
Source: RefSeq, a predicted model, not a curated record